AUGGCGGAUCGUGUCUCAUCAUCAUUCAAUAGUAAAACUAAGAAUAAAAAUAUUUCUUUAUCAAAUAAUCAUUCGACAUAUACUACAAAUACUUCACAUAAUAUUUCAUCAUCAAAUUUUUAUCCGACAUAUUCAAUGAAUCGUCAUUCACGAGAAUACGAACCAUCAUAUCCAUCAAUAACUCGUUAUCGUACAGCAUCUUCAUCAUCACCUUAUCGUAAAGCACAUUAUUUAGAUGAUUUUAUUGAAGAAAUAAUUCAUGAAGAAAUUCUUGAAAUAACAUAUCUUGAUCAUUAUCCAACAUUACUUGAACGUUGGGGUGAUGAUGCAAAAACAAUUGUUAAACAACAAGGAGAAAAUAUAAUUGAAGACUAUGUAGAAUUUGAAGAAGUUGAACCAACAAUUACAGAAGAAAUUUCAUAUGAAAUAAUUUAUGAAAAUAAUGAAAUUAAAUCAACUAGAGAAAUACAUCAUUCACGUUCAGAAUCUCGAAAUUUUCGUAAAAUUAAAAAACGACGUAUCAAACAUAAAUAUCAAAUACAUGAUAUUCAUACAGAUGAUGUAGAUAAACGAGCAACACAACUACUUGAUAAUAUGCAUAACUUAUCAAUUAAAAUUGACUCAAUCAUUCAAACUGGGAGUAAUUUUAAUGAUGAUUUAUCCGGUGAUGAUUAUGAAUUAACAAAUAUUGAUCAUACAACUGAACAUAUAAUUAAAAAAGAUUUAGAAGAUACUUAUGAAACUAUUCGUACAAUUAACAAUGGUGAUGAUCGUUUUAAUGGUGAUAUCAUUGCUAAUGGGACAUCAUUAUAUGGAAAUGAAGAAAUUUUAUUACAACCUCUUAAGUCAGACGAACAACAAGAAAAUUUGUCCAAUGAAACAAAACAAGAAUAUCAAAAUGUUUUUAUUCCACAAAGAAUAGACGAUGAAGAAGAUUCCAAAGAAUCUCAUCCAUCAUUUUCAAUCUUAACGAAUGAAACUUGUAUGGGAUGCGGACGUCUUUUAUGGCUACCUCCUAUUCCAUCUGAUGAUCACGAAAUCAUCUCACCAAAAGAAUCAUCAAUCAAUAAAUCAAAUGAAGAAAACAAGAAAAUACUAGAAUCUGAAUUGCAAUCGACAACAUCAAAAAUUGAUCAGCAAAAGAUAAUAAUCGAACAAGUGAAAACAACAACACAAGAAAAAGCAUCAGGUCACGACAAUAUACAAUCAAUUCAAAAUCAAUCAUCACCAACAACAGAAACUUCUCUUCAAUCUUUAACUAAUGAAAAACAAAUAACAUUACCAUUAAUCGAACAUGAUUUCGAUGAUGAUUUACUAUCAUUUUUAAAAUCACUAUUAUCUCAUUUAAUGCCAAAUUCAUUCGAUGAAAAUAAUCAAUGUUUAAUUGCUCAAACUAAAUUAACUCAAGAAUCAAUAUCAAAUAUUGAUUCUCAAACAAGUCAAAACAUACCAAUCGAUAAUCGCAAUGAUUCACAUAUUGAAACCUUUCAACCGAACAUUAAAUUUGAAGAACUUACAAAAAUUGACAAAACAUUAACUGAUUCUCAUAUUAAUCAUGAAAAUUUACUAUCGGAAUCUAACAAAAUAUCUCACAUCUCAGAAACUAAACAACAAACAAUUUCUAAAGAUAUAACAAAAUCAAACGAAAUUGAAAAUGUAUCAUCAAAAGUAUCAACUGAAGGAGACCUUGACAUUCAUAUUAUACCACUCAAUUUUCAACUUCCAUCAGAUAAUGUUAAAAUAAGUCUAGCAAAUCAACAAGAAAAUAUUCAUGAUGAUAUUAAUACACAAAUUCCAGAAUCAAUCAUAACUAUAACUGAUAAACAGAAUACGAUGUUUGAUGACCUUCAAUUAUCAAUUGAAGAAGAAACAAAUGAAAAUGAACCUGAAGGUCUUUCAUUAACUAAUCAAACAAUUGCUCAAGGUGAAAAAUCAUUUCUUAAUACUCAUAUUGAAACUACUGAUCAAACUAAUCAAUUAUUAGAAUCUACGAAAUCUUCUACAACUAUUGAUAAACAACAAAAAUCAACUUUAAAAGAUUAUUCAUCGACAGCUGAUAACAUAUCACAAGAAAAUAAAGUUGAAAAUUUAUCAUCGAAUUCUUUAAUUCAAAUUGUUCAUGAAAUUCUUGCUACACCAAACUCUACUAGUCUUUCAUCGGUCAAUAUUAAACCAGAAACAAUUAAACAGACAGUAGAUAAACCAUCAAUCAAUUCACUUGAGGAAAUUAUCCAACAAAUUAAAACUAUUCUAUUGGCAAAAGUAUCUAAAAUAGAAUAUGAUCCAAUGCAAAAUAUACAUGAAGAUAAAAACCAAUCGGACUCAAAUAUUAUUUCAUUGACAACUGAAACUGUACAGAAACCAUUUGAUGAGACUGACCAAACAUAUGCAGAAGAAACAACAAUUUUGUCUAAUGAUCCUGCUACAUUAGUUACUACAUAUCAACCAUCAGGUGAAAUCAAAAUUAACAUAAUUACACCUCAUAAAGAAAAAACAGAUGAGACAUUAAAUACUAAUUUGAACAUUGAAGUUGACAAACAACUGAAAGCUGUUUCUACUCAAUCAACAACAAUGAUAAGACCAGAAAAAGAAUUAAUUCAAAAGACAUAUUCCGAUGAAGAUGAAAACGUAAAGCUGUCGUCAGAUUCUCUUGUUGGUAUAAUACGUCAGAUUAGAGCUACAACAUCUGCUACUCAUUUUCCAUUAGUUAAUCAUACGUCAAACGUAAUUGACAAACCGACAAACAAUUUUAUUAAUGAAACUACUGAACAAAUUCAUAUUACAUCAAUACCAACGACAAAUAUUGAAGAUAAUAAAUUAUUGGAAUCAACAAAGAAUUUGUAUACAAUUGAGAACAUUCAUCAAACAAAUAUUGACAAUGAAGCAAAACAUAUUUCAUCUAAUGUCAUUGAUGAAACCCUUAUUAGAUCAACUGUUGAUGAUAAUACCAAGGUCAAUAUUGUAUCUAAUGAUAUUAAGUCAUCAUCAGAUUCUCUAAUGAAAAUUGUUCAUCAAAUAUUAUCAUCGGCUAUGCAAUCAAUUUUACACAUCAAUUCAUCUGCAUCACCUAUUACAGAUGUAAAUACUCAAACAAAUGUCCAAUCUUCUAUGCAAGAUAUUCUUCCAAAUGAAUCAAAAUUAUUAACUACUUCAAUCAUUACUGAAUUAUCAAACUCUAUUUACCAAGAUGAAUCAUUAAAUGAUAUAAAUAAAAAAUCUAUUUCAUCAUCCGUAUCAAUAACAUCUAAUGAUAUUGUUACUGAAACUAUUUCUGACAUACCUAACAAUCUUCAACAAUCUACUGACAUAAAUUCAAUUAAUCAAUUUAUAAGUGAACCAUCAUAUUCAGUAUCUGAAUUAACCAAUGUCAUGAAUGGUAUUCUUAAUUUUUCAAUGAAAACGUCUGACGAUAACUUUUCGAAUAUACCUCAACAAUCAAAAAUAAUUGAACAAACAACUUCAACAAAAUCCUUUACUCCUGAAACAUCAACAGCAGAAACUGAUUUUCAAGAUUUUUAUCAACGACAAUAUUUUUCAUCACCAAAUAUCGAACAAAUAUCAUUAGAUUUAACUUCUAUCGAUGAUGAACAAUUAGAUCAGAAAAAAUCUACACCUGAUUUAACUAAAAUAUAUUACGAAUUACAAGAACAACGUCAUAUUCAGCCUCUACAUAUUUAUGAGCAAAUAGAACAAAAACAAGAAACAUCAGAUGACAAUCUUAAUAAUCCUGUUCAACAAAUUGAUUUAACAUCAUUUUCACAAAUUUCAAAUUUACCUUCAAGAGAAUAUCAUCAAGUAUUUGGUGUCUCGAAUGAAAUUGUUAAUACAGUUAAUGAUUCAACAAAUUAUAUUGAUCAAAUAAUUCCAUCAAACGUUUCCGAUGAAGUGAAAUCUAUUACUUUCGAUUCAAAUGAAAAGUCACAAAUCACAGAAAUCUUUGAAGAUAAUCGAUCGAUUGUUUCUGAAAAUCAAGAACAACUAAAUAAUGAAUCCAUGCCAAACAUUAUAUCUAAUGCUGAAUUCGAUUUUCGAUAUUCUUCACUAUUAAAUCGACUUGAUACUCUAGCGAAACCAUUACUUAAUUUACCAUUAUCUUCAUCAAUUAUUGCAAAUGAAUUAACAUUGUCAAAAACUCAUCAAGAAAAAGAUACUUACGAUCAUUUAAAUGAACGUUACGAUGUUCUAAUUGAUCAUGUUAAUACACUUGAUGCAACUAUACAUGCUAGUCCUAUUAUCAAGAUGACUGACAUUGAUAAACAAGUUACUACAUUCUCAUCAGAUGAUCAACAUAAUGAACUAAUGAACAACAGUUCGAGUUUAUCCGAUAAAAUCUCUCAUACAACACCACAAUAUCCAACAACUGACACAGAAAUAAUUUCAACAUUUAAUAUAAUAGAAUCAACUGAUACAUUCAAGAAUCCAACAGCCGAAUUACCUGAUGGAAAGACAACUAUCACAUUGUCUAAUCCGUUAAAAAUUGAAUCAAAUAUCGUUUCAAACCAACUUCCAGGCCAUUAUGAUGAUUAUCCAUGGUAUUCAAGUUAUUACACAAUUGCUCAGGCUGAAACGAAGCUUGGUCAAUUAUACAAACAAUUAAACUUUGUUGAUGAACAAAACUGUUCUUCAUCAACAACCGAAUUCCAUGAAAUACUGUCUAGUCACGACCAUGAAUUACAAAAUGAACAAGAUCAAGAUAAUGAUGAAGAAGGUUUUCAUAUUGUACAUCGUCGCAAACGCAUACCUUCGUCAACAACACAUACGAACAUAUUACCAUCAAUUAUCGUACCCACAAAACUACCAAUUAGUUCAGAUAUAGAUCUUGAACCGGUUAUUCUUCAUGGACAUUCAACUGCACCAGCAAUUACUGCGUCGAUCACACCACAAACUAUAAAUAUUUCUAGCAAGACAAAACACAAGAAGAAGAAGAAAGAAAAAUCAGAAGUGAUUUUCUUUGAUGCUCCUGAAUUGAUAUCAUCAGAUUCAAACAAACAGCAAAUCGAUGCUACACAAUCUGAAUUAGUACAGCAGGAAUUUCCGGUGAAUAAUGAAACAAUCAACUCGUCUCAAACCCAUCGAACAAUAACACAUGAAUGUGAACAAUUACAACCAACAUCAAAUGUAAUUUCUAACGAACAACAACAACCAGAAGUUUUAUCGACAUUGACUUCUUCUAAUAUUGAUGAAUUAAAACUAGUAGCUGACAACAAAAAUGAAUUGACUUCUAAUGGUGUUUCGUCAUUGUCAUCUGCUCUAGUUAAAAUGCCUUCAGAUGAGAACAUUGUCAAAACUCAAACAAUUGAACAACAAUCGAUAGACAAAGAGUCAAAUCAACAGUCUGCACCAUCGUUUACAACAACGAGCAUUUCAUCUAUUCAACAAAUAUCAAUCGAUGACCAUAAACAACAAGAUGACACUACAAGCAAACCUGGGUAUCAAGACCUUCAAGUUCUCUAUGAUGAUAAUCAAUCGAAUUCCAAUUAUAAUACAAUCUCUGAUGCAGAAACAACAAAGUUAGAUCACUUAAAUGAAGAAUUAAACUUGGCAAAUGAGCAAAAUCGUUCUCCAACAACAGCGCACUUUCAUGAAACACCCUCUACUGACAACCAUGAAUUAGAAAGUGUAAAAAAUCAGGAUGACGAUGAAGAAGGUUUUCAUAUUGUACAUCGUCGCAAACGAAUACCUUCAUCAACGACACAUGCGAAGAUUUUACCAUCAACUACUAUAGUCACGCAAUCAACACUAAGUUCGGAUAUUGAUCUUGAACCAGUUAUUCUUCACGGGCAUCCGACUGCACCAACUACCACUUCUCCGACCGUUUCAGAAACUACAAAUAUUCCAAGCAAAACAAGGCACAAGAAAAAGAAGAAGGCUAAAACGGAAAUGGUUUUCUUCGAUGCACCUCAAUUGAUAUCAUCGAAUCUUGACAAACAGAAAACCGAUAUUGCGCCAUCUGAAUUAGUGAAACAGGAAGAUACGGUGAAUAUUGGCACAAUGGAUGCUUCCCAACUUAAUCAAAUAACAAAAGAUGAAUGUGAACCAUCACCUGCAAUCUCAAGUGUUAUCUCUGACGAACAACAACAACAACAACAACAGCCAAUUGCUUUAUCCACAUUAAUUACUUCUAAUAUUGAUGAAUUAAAACAAGUAGCUGAUAACAAGCAUGAAUUGACGUGUAACAAUGUUUCGCCAUUGUCAUCUGCUCCAGUUACAAUACCUGCAGAUGAAAUAAAAGUCCAUACUCAAUCAAUUGAGCAACAGUCGAAAGAAAAACCGUCGAUUCUACAGUCUGUACCAUCAUCGAUAACGACAACUCUUUCUUCUAUUCAGCAAACGACAGUCGAUGAUCAGGAACAAGAAGAUGACACUGCGAAUGAAUCGUCAUAUGAAGAACUUCAAGUUCUCUAUGAUGAUUAUCCAUGGUAUUCAAGCUAUUAUGCAAUCGCCGAUGCCGAAGAAAAGAUUGCUCAUUUAUAUAAACCACUCAAACAUGUAGAUCAACAAAGCUGUUUUUCAGCAACAGUCAAAACUCAUGAAACGCUUAUUAUCCAGAAGCAUGAAUUAGAAAGUGAGAAAGAUCAAGAUAACGAUGAUGAGUUUCAUGUUGUUCACCGGCGAAAACGCAUACCUUCAUCAACGACACAAACAAAAACAUUACCAUCAGCUACCAUGACUACCAAACCACCAACUAGCCCAGAUAUAGAUCUUGAACCAGUAAUUCUUCAUGGACAUCCGACUGCACCAACUAUUACUUCUCCGAUUGUUUCAGAAACUACGAAUAUCCCUAGCAAGACAAAGCACAAGAAAAAGAAGAAAGAUACAACGGAAAUGAUUUUCUUUGAUGCUCCGGAAUUGACGUCGCCUGAUGCUAAGAAGGAGAAAAUUCACGAUAAACGAUCGGCAUUAGUAGAACAAGCACAUCCAGUGAAUAUUGAAAUAAUGGAUUCUUCUCAACGUAAUCAAACAAUAGCAUCUGAAUAUGAACAAUUACAGUCAACGCCAACUGAACUUUUUAAUGAACAAAAACAACCAGAACUUUCAUCGCCAUUGAUUACUUCUAAUAUUGAUGAAUUGAAAGUAGUAGCUGACAACAACAAUGAAUUGGCUUCCAAUGAUGCUUUGCAAUUGUCAUCUACUCUAGUUACAAUACCUUCCGAUCAAACAAUAAUCAAUACUGAACAAAAUAGUUCCCCAACAAUUGGUGGGUUUCAGCAAAGAACCUCUGGUCACGACCAUGAAUUAGAAAACGUAAAGGAUGAGGAUGACGAUGGAGAAGGUUUUAAUAUUGUACAUCGUCGAAAAAGAAUACCUUCAUCAACUACGCAUGCCAAGACUUUACCAUCAACUACCAUAAACAUGGAAUCAACACUAAGUUCGGAUAUAGAUCUUGAGCCAGUUAUUCUUCAUGGACAUCCAACUGCACCAACUAUUCGUUCUCCAAUUGUUUCAGAAACUACGAAUAUCCCUAGCAAGACAAACUGUUUUUCAGCAACAGUCAAAACUCAUGAAACGCUUAUUAUCCAGAAGCAUGAAUUAGAAAGUGAGAAAGAUCAAGAUAACGAUGAUGAGUUUCAUGUUGUUCACCGGCGAAAACGCAUACCUUCAUCAACGACACAAACAAAAACAUUACCAUCAGCUACCAUGACUACCAAACCACCAACUAGCCCAGAUAUAGAUCUUGAACCAGUUAUUCUUCAUGGACAUCCAGCUGCACCAACUAUUACUUCUCCGAUUGUUUCAGAAACUACGAAUAUCCCUAGCAAGACAAAGCACAAGAAAAAGAAGAAAGAUACAACGGAAAUGAUUUUCUUUGAUGCUCCCGAAUUGACGUCGCCUGAUGCUAAGAAGGAGAAAAUUCACGAUAAACAAUCGGCAUUAGUAGAACAAGCACAUCAAGUGAAUAUUGAAACAAUGGAUUCUUCUCAACUUAAUCGAAUAAUAGCAUCUGAAUAUGAACAAUUAGAGUCAACGCCAACUGACAUUUCUGAUGUACGACAACAACCCGAAGUAUCAUCGACAUUGACUAUUUCUAACGCUGAUGAAUUGGAACUAGUAGCUGACAACAAGAAAGAAUUGACUUCUACCGAUGUUUCGCUAUUGUCAUCUACUCUAGUUACAAUACCUUCCGAUCAAAUAAUAGUCAAUAUUGAACAAAAUCGUUCUCCAACAAUAGCCGACUAUCAUGAAAGACCCUUUCCUCACGACCAUGAAUUGGAAAAUGUAAAGGAUGAGAAUGACGAUGAAGGAGAUUUUCAUAUUGUGCAUCGUCGCAAACGCAUACCUUCAUCAACUGCGCAUGCAAAGACUUUACCAUCAAGUACCAAAACCACGGCAUCAACACUAAGUUCCGAUAUAGAUCUUGAACCGGUUAUUCUUCAUGGACAUCCAACUGCACCAACUACUACUUCUCCGAUUGUUUCAAAAAUCAUGGAUACACCAAGCAAGACAAAGCACAAGAAAAAGAAGGAUAAAACAGAAAUGAUUUUCUUCGAUGCACCUGAACUGACAUCAUUGGAUGCAAACAACCAGAAAAGCGAUGUUGCACAGUCUCAAUUAAUAGAACAAGAACAUCCUGCGAAUAUUGAAACAAUAGAUUCUUCUGAAAUUAGUGAAACAAUUACAGGUGAACAUAAGCAAUUAGAAUCUACCUCUACUGACAUUUCGACCGAACAAAAACAGAUAGAAGUUUUAUCCCCAUUGAUCACUUCUAAUAUUGAUGUAUUAAAACCAAUUGCUGAUGAAGAGAAUGAAAAGACUGGUACCGGUCUCAUGCAAUCAUCUUCAAUUCCAUUCACAACAUUUCCGGAAGAACUAGACGUCGGUUCUCAGUCAAUUGAGCAACAAUCCAUGGAUGCAGAGUCAAUUCAACAGUGUUUACGAAUAUCUCCUGAUAUUGAAGUAGUUUCUCAACCAGUAGUAGGACAAGAAAAACAAGCAGACAGUGAAGAAUUUCAAGAUGCUCAUCAUUGCAAGCAUGCCACCUCACCACCUCGAUCUCGUACGCCUCCGCAAUCAUCAUCUUUUACAAAUAGUAUUGAUGGACAAAAUAUUAGUCCUGAUAUUGACCGUAAACCUGUAGUUAUUCAUGGACCUCAUGAUUCAGCAUCUCGUUCCAUUCCGCGUACAACAGUUGCCGCUGAAACAGCUUCAACUUCAACGGAUCAAUCUACAGAGCCCGGUGAUAAAGUCGUAACUUCAAAGGUAGCAGACAGCGCAGUUGUUAUUUCAACAAGAUCUGAUGCCAUAGUAACAGAAGUAGAAGCUGCUCAUCAAGAACAAUCAUCAUUCACAGGUUUACCCGCAAUUAUGCAAGACGUUUUAUCACCAGUAAUUGAAGUGAAAACAGCUCCUUCGUGUAAUCUACUUGACAAUGCAACAUCGUUUGAAACUAAUGAUACACCUACUUUAACAAGCACUUUAUUUACAUCAGAACCUAGUGAAAAAGACAUUAGUCUUGUUAAUACACAUUCAUUGAACGUACAAAUAAUUCCUUCUGAAUUAAACACACCCGUCAAAGAUGUUACUACAACUGUUCAAGGAGUUGUUGAAACUACACAUAAAAACAUUUUACCUACACAAGACGAAAUAACUUCGAUACCAGAACAUUCCUUAAUUUCCACUUAUGCUUCUGACUCACCUAGUUUUCAAAUCACCGACACUGAACAUACUCGCCUUUCUUCUACUCUUCAAACAUCAGUCGAAGAUCGUAAACAACAAGAUGAACUUAUGAACAAACCUUCAUGUGAAAAAGUUGAAGUUUUCUAUGACGACUACCCAUGGUACUUAAGUUAUUAUACAAUUGCUGAUGCCGAAACAAAGCUUGGUACAUUAUAUAGACGAUCAUACUCUUUCAAUGAACAAAACUAUUUAUUAACAAGAGUUGAUGUUCAUGAGAAGCUCUCUAGCCACGACAAUGAAAUACAGAAUGAAAAAGACAUAGAUGAUCAUGACGAUGAAUUUCAUGUUGUGCAUCGUCGCAAACGCAUACCUUCAUCAACUACACAUACGAAAAUAUUACCAUCAACUGCCAUAACCACGAAAACAUCAAUUAGUUCAGACAUAGAUCUUGAACCAGUUAUUCUUCAUGGACAUCCAACUGCACCAACCAUUACUAAUCCGAUUGUUUCUGAAACUACGAAUAUCCCUAGCAAGACAAAGCACAAGAAAAAGAAGAAAGAUAAAACGGAAAUGAUUUUCUUCGAUGCUCCUGAAUUGAUAUCGUCUCAUGCUAAGAAGGAGAAAAUUCACGAUACACAAUCGGCACUAGUAGAACAAGAGCAUCCAUCGAAUAUUGAAACAAUGGAUUCUUCGCAACUUCAUCAAACAAUAGCGUCUGCAUAUGAAACAUUACACUCAACGUCAACAGAAAUUUCUAAUGAACAAAAACAACCAGAAGUUCUAUCGGCAUUGUCUACUUCUAAUAUUGAUGAAUUGAAACCGGUAGCUGACAACAAGAAUGAAUUGAUUUCUAAUGAUGUUUCGGUAUUGCCAUCUGCUCUAGUUACAAUACCUUCAGACGAAAUAACGGGCAAUACUGAACAAAAUCGUUCUCCAGCAACAGCUGACUUUCAUGAAACACCCUCUACUGACGAUCGUGAAUUAGAAAAUGUAAAAAAUGAGGAUGAUGAAGGCUUUCAUAUUGUACAUCGUCGAAAACGAAUACCUUCAUCAACUACGCAUGCAAAGACUUUACCAUCAACUACCAUAAGCACAGAAUCAACACUAAGUUCGGAUAUAGAUCUUGAACCAGUUAUUAUUCAUGGACAUCCGACUGCACCAACUAUUACUUCUCCGAUUGUUUCAGAAACUACGAAUAUCCCUAGCAAGACAAAGCACAAGAAAAAGAAGAAAGAUACAACGGAAAUGAUUUUAUUUGAUGCUCCCGAAUUGACGUCGCCUGAUGCUAAGAAGGAGAAAAUUCACGAUAAACAAUCGGCAUUAGUAGAACAAGCACAUCCAGUGAAUAUUGAAACAAUGGAUUCUUCUCAACUUAAUCGAACAAUAGCAUCUGAAUAUGAACAAUUAGAGUCAACUCCAACUGACAUUUCUGAUGCACGACAACAACCAGAAGUAUUAUCGACAUUGACUACUUCUAAUGCUGAUGAAUUGGAACUAGUAGCUGACAACAAGAAAGAAUUGACUUCUGCCGAUGUUUCGCUAUUGUCAUCUACUCUAGUUAGAAUACCUUCCGAUCAAAUAAUAGUCAAUAUUGAACAAAAUCGUUCUCCAACAAUAGCCGACUAUCAUGAAAGACCCUCUCCUCACGACCAUGAAUUGGAAAAUGUAAAGGAUGAGGAUGACGAUGAAGGAGGUUUUCAUAUUGUUCAUCGUCGCAAACGCAUACCUUCAUCAACUGCGCAUGCAAAGACUUUACCAUCAAGUACCAUAACCACGGAAUCAACACUAAGUUCGGAUAUAGAUCUUGAACCAGUUAUUCUUCAUGGACAUCCAACUGCACCAACUAUUAGUUCUCCAAUUGUUUCAGAAACUACGAAUAUCCCUAGCAAGACAAAGCACAAGAAGAGGAAGAAAGAAAAAUCAGAAGUGAUUUUUUUCGAUGCUCCUGAAUUGAUAUCAUCGGAUCCAAACAAACAAAAAAUCGAUGAUACACAAUCUGAAAUAUUACAGCAAGCACUUCCGGUCAAUAUUGAAACUUUGGAUUCCUCUCAAAUUAAUGAAAGAAUAAAACAAGAAUGCGUUCAGUCACAAUCAGCCUCAAGCGAAAUUUCUAAUGAAAAAGACCAACCAGAAGUUUUAUCGACAGUCACUACUUCCAGCACUAAUAAACUAGAACAGAAAGCUGAUAAUGAGAAUGAAAUAACUUCAAGUGAUGUUUCGCAAUUAUCCUCUACUCCCGUUAGAAUAGUUUCGGAGGAGGAAAAAGUUGAUAUGCAAUCAAUCGAACAACAGCCGAUCGAUAAACAAGCGAUUAUGUGGUCUUCAGCAACAUCAGAGAUGACUACUAGAGCAUCUGCUGAUACUGAACUAGUUUCUCAAUCAGCAAGAGAAGAAGAAGAACAAGAAGACAAUGAAGGAUUUCAAGUUGUUCAUCAUCUCAAACAUAUCACAUCUGCACCUCGAUCCAGAAAAAUCCAACAAUCAUCAUCGACAACAAAUACUAUUUAUGGACAAAAUAUUAGCCCUGAUAUUGAUCUUAAACCUGUAGUUAUUCAUGGACGUAAUGAUUCAGCAUCUCGAUCCAUUCCUCGUAGAACUGCAAUCAACGAAACGGCUUCAACUUCGACUAGUCAAUUUGCAAAGUCCGGUGAUAAACUGUUAACUUCAAAUAUAACAGAUAACGAAGUUGUUAUUUCGAGACCUUCGGAAGAAAUAGUGCCAGAAUUAGAAGUCGCUGUUCAAGAACAAUCAUCAAUCAUAGGCUUAUUCGAAAUUAUGAAAGACAUUGUGUCAGCAGUACCUCAAAAAAUUAUAGUGUCAUUGGAGCCUACGGAUAAAACAACUCAUUCUGCAAAUACAAGUUCAUCAGUAGAAGAACAUACUCCUGCUGAUGUUCCUAGAUCUGGAGAAGAAAUAACAUCAACCAUAAAGACAACGAUUGUCACAUCGGAAGGAAUAAGAGCAAAGGAAGAACAACAAUUAUCAUCAACAGGAUUGUUUCACAGAGUGAAAAAUCUUUUACCAGCGACAUCUCUUCCAAAUACAUUCAGUGAAACGACUUCAGAAGCCAUUCAACAAAUUGUAAAAUCACAACAACAAGAAGACACUACAGAGGAAUUCGUUGAUGCAAAUGAUUCAUCCACUGUCCAGAAUCUGUUGUCAAUUUCUCCAAAUUUAAUGACUAAUGCCGCUCGUAAGCAAGAUUAUCCAACCAAAGAUAGACCGAUACCGGCUGAAGAAGAACGUCACACUGUAUUCGAUCUUGUUGUUCAAGCUGUACCAGAGGUGAAAGAGAUAAUAUCAAAUCUUGGCUCUACUCAGGAAGGACCUGACUUACUACAAGCUUCAUCCAAUUUAUUAGACAAAUCACUGAUUAAUACUUUAGAAUGUGGCAAUUUAUAUAAUGAUAAAGAGCAACAAACAUUUAUUGCAACCGUUAAAGAAGUUGUUGAAGCUCCACAAAAAAACAUUUCACCUAUUCAAGAGCAAAAAAUUCCGAUUCCAGAACAUUCCUUAAUUUCCACUUAUCCCUCUGACUCAUAUACAUUUCAAAACACCGACCCUAAACGCGACACACUUUCUUCUGGUACCAAAACAUCACCUGAACAUUAUAAACAACAAACUGAAAUUAUCAAUAAACCUUCAAAUGAAAAACUUCAACUAAUCUAUGAUGAUUAUCCAUGGUACUCAAGUUACUAUACAAUUGCUGAUGCCGAAGCAAAGCUUGGUACAUUUUAUAUACGAUUAUACUCUUUCAAUGAACAGAACCGAUCAUUAACAACAGUUGAUGUUCAUCAGAAGCACUGUACCAACGACCAUGAAUUACAAAAUGGAAAAGACAUACCUGACAAUGACGAUGGAUUUCAUGUUGUUCACCGUCGCAAACGCACACCUUCAUCGACGACACAUACGAAGACUUUACCAUCAACUACCAUAACCAUGGAAUCAACACUAAGUUCAGAUAUAGAUCUUGAACCAGUUAUUAUUCAUGGACAUCCAACUGCACCAACUAUUAGUUCUCCAAUUGUUUCAGAAACUGCGAAUAUCCCUAGCAAGACGAAGCACAAGAAAAAGAAGAAGGAUAAAACGGAAAUGAUUUUCUUUGAUGCUCCCGAAUUGACGUCGCCUGAUGCUAAGAAGGAGAAAAUUCACGAUACACAAUCGACAUUAGUAGAACAAGAACAUUCAGUGAACAUUGAAACAAUGGAUUCUUCGCAACUUCAUCAAACAAUAGCGUCUGCAUAUGAACCAUUACACUCAACGUCAACAGAAAUUUCUAAUGAACAAAAACAACCAGAAGUUCUAUCGGCAUUGAUUACUUCUAAUAUUGAUGAAUUGAAACCGGUAGCUGACAACAAGAAUGAAUUGAUUUCCAAUGAUGUUUCGGUAGUGCCAUCUACUCUAGUUACAAUGUCUUCAGACGAAAUAAUAGUCAAUACUGAACAAAAUCGUUCUCCAGCAACAGCUGACUUUCAUGAAACACCCUCUACUGACGAUCGUGAAUUAGAAAAUAUAAAGAAUGAGGAUGACGAUGAAGAAGGUUUUCAUAUUGUGCAUCGUCGCAAACGAAUACCUUCAUCAACUACGCAUGCGAAAACUUUACCAUCAACUGCCAUAACCACGGAAUCAACACUAAGUGCGGAUAUAGAUCUUGAACCAGUUAUUAUUCAUGGACAUCCAACUGCACCAACUAUUAGUUCUCCAAUUGUUUCAGAAACUACGAAUAUCCCUAGCAAGACGAAGCACAAGAAAAAGAAGAAGGAUAAAACGGAAAUGAUUUUCUUUGAUGCUCCCGAAUUGACAUCGCCUGAUGCUAAGAAGGAGAAAAUUCACGAUAAACAAUCGGCAUUAGUAGAACAAGAACAUCCAGUGAAUAUUGAAACAAUGGAUUCUUCUCAACGUACUCAAAGAAUAGCAUCUGAAUAUGAACAAUUAGAGCCAACGUCAACUGAACGUUCUAAUGAACAACAACCGGAAGUUUUAUCAACAUUGACUGCUUCUAAUAUUGAUGAAUUGAAACUAGUAGCUGACAACAAGAAUGAAUUGACUUCUAAUGAUGUUUCGCCAUUGUCAUCUACUCUAGUUACAAUACCUUCAGACCAAAUAACGAGCAAUACUGAAACAAGUGAACGGCAAUCAAUAGACAAAGAGCCAGUUCAACAGUCUUCACCACCGUUUACAACGACGGACAUUUCGUCUAUUCAAAAAAUACCAAUCGAUGAUCAUAAACAACAAGAUGACACUACAAGCAAACCUCUGUAUCAAGAUCUGCAAGCUCCCUAUGAUGAUUAUCAAUUGCAUCCUACUUGUUAUUCAAUUGCCGAUGCAGAAACAAAGCUUGCUGAAUCGAAUCAACAAUUGAACUUGGUCAAUGAACAAAAUCGUUCCCCAUCAAUAGCUGACUUUCAUGAAACACCCUCUACCGACGAUCGUGAAUUAGAAAGCGUAAAGGAUGAGGAUAACGAUGAUGGAACUUUUCAUAUUGUACAUCGUCGGAAACGAAUACCUUCAUCAACUACGCAUGCGCAGACUUUACCAUCAACUGCCAUAAUUAUGGAAUCAACACUAAGUGCGGAUAUAGAUCUUGAACCAGUUAUUCUUCAUGGACAUCCGACUUCACCAAUUAUUAUUUCACCGAUCGUUUCAGAAACUACGAAUAUUGCUAACAAGACAAAGCAUAAGAAAAGGAAGAAAGAAAAAGCAGAAAUAAUUUUGUUUGAUGCUCCUGAAUUAAUACCAUCGGAUGUUAACAAGCAGAAAAGUCACACUGAACAGUCUGACUUAGUAGAACAAGAACGUUCAGUGAAUAUUGAAACAAUGGAGUGUCCCCAUGUUAGUCAAGGAAUAACAGGUGCAUAUGAACAAUUGGAAUCACGCUCAACUGAAAUUUCUAAUGAACAACAUCAGCCAGAAGUUUUAUCAACAUUGAUUACUUCUAAUAUUGAGAAAUCAAAACAAGCAACUGAUAGAGAGAAUGAAGUGGCUUCUAGCCAUGUUUCGCAGUCGUUUUCAAGUCCACAUACACAAGUUGCGGAAGAAGGAAAAGUUGGUACUCAAUCAGUCGAACAUCAACAGAUAGAUAAAAAGUCGGCUGUACCUUAUCCAUCAUCACCUAUAACUAGUACUACGGCAUCAAACGAUACUAAAGUAGUUCCUCAAUCAACAGUAGCAGAAGAAGAACAAGAAGACAAUGAAGGAUUUCAACUGGUCCAUCAUUGCAAACAUGGCACCUCAGCACCUCGAUCUCGUAAAGCUCCGCAAUCAUCAUCUUUUACAAAUAUUAUUGAUGGACAAAAGAUUGGUCCUGAUAUUGAUCUUAAACCUGUAAUUAUUCAUGGACGUCAUGAUUCAGCAUCUCGAACCAUCCCUGUUACAACUGCUAUUCCUGAAAGCCCUUCAAUUUGGACUAGUCAAUCUGCAAUGUCCGGUGAUAAAGUCUUAACUUCAAAUGUAAGAGAUAAGGAAGUUGUUGUUUCAAAACCUUUCGAAGAACUAGUAGCUGAAGUAGAAGUCGCUUUUGAAGAAAAAUCAUCAAUCACGGAUUUAUCUGGAAUUAUGAAAGACGUUUUAUCAGCAGUAAUUGAAACGAAAGGAACUCUGUCGUCAGAUGUUGAAGCACAAAGUUCUCUGAUCGAUGAAACCAUUGAACAAGAAGGCUCAUCAGAUCAAGUUAAUUAUGCAACAUUGCUUGAGAGUAAGGAUACUCCUACUUCAACAAACACCUUAGUAUCAUUAGAGCCUACGGAAGAAACAACGCAUCGUGUAAAUACAAGUUCAUUGGUUGAUGAACAAUUUCGUUCUGAAGUUACUAGACCUCUAGAAGAAAUAUCAUCAACCAGUAAACCGACCAUUAUCACAUCGGAAGAAAUGAAAACAAACGAAAACAACGAACAACAACAGUUAUCAUCAGCAGAAUUGUUUGACAAUAUGAAAAGUCUUUUACCAUCAAGACUUCUAUCAAAUACAUCCAAUGAAACAAUUCCAGAAAGUAUUCAAUCAACAGUAAAAUCUCAACAACAAGAGGGCACUGCAGAGCAAUUCGUUGAUGCCAACGAUUCAUCGACUGUUUUUAUAGAACCCACAUCUAUACUAUAUGAUACAACAUCCAUUAUCCAAAACGUUUUGUCAAUAUCUAGUAUUCCAAGUACUGAUGCCAUUCGUAAAGAAGAUUAUCCAAUGAAGGAUAGAAAAAUAGAAGUAUGUGAGACGGCUUCACCGACAACGACUAAAGAAAAGCAUGAUGGCGUAUUCGAUCCUGUUGCUCGAGCCCUAUCCAAUGUUAAACAAACAAUAUCUGAUCUUAGAUCUUCCAUCGAGAGAACUAUCUUAUCAGAUUCGUCAUCAAAUUUAACUGAUAAGCCCCUGGAUAAUAUUCAACAAUCCGAUGAUUCACUUAAUGAUGAAAGCAAGCAAACGUUUAUUGGAACAAUUGAAAAUACACAUGAAAAGAUUGUACCUACACAAGACCGAACAAUUCGGAUUACUGAACAAUCCUUGAUUUCCACAUAUCCUUCUCACUCACAUCAAAUUCAAAAUACCGACACUGAACAUCAUUAUCUUCCUUCUAGUCAUCAAAUAUCAACAGAAGAUCAUAAGCAAAAAGAUGAAUUCGCGAAAAAACCUUCCCAUGAAAAAGAUCAAAUUCUACAUGACGACUAUCCAUGGUAUUCAAGUUACUAUAGUAUUGCUGACGCCGAAACAAGGAAUACUGGAUUACUUCAACAAUUAAAUCCUGUCACUGAAGAAAAUAGAUCAUCAACAAUAAUCGGCCUCCAUGAAACACUCUAUAUCCACGACAGUGAAAUAGAAUAUGAAAAAGAUGAGAAUGACGAUGACGAAGGCUUUCAUACUGUGCAUCGUCGCAAACGCAUACCUUCAUCAACUACACAUACAGAGACAACACUAUCAACUAUCAUAACAGCAAGACCACCAAUUAGUUCAGAUAUAGACCUUGAACCAGUUAUUCUUCAUGGACAUCCAACUGCACCAGUCGUUGUUUCUUCAAUUGUACCACAAGCUAUAAAUGUACCUAGCAAGACAAAAUAUAAGAAAAAGAAGAAAGAAAAACCAGAAAUGAUUUUCUUCGAUGCUCCGGAAUUGAUAUCACCUGAUCCAGACAAACAAACACAUGAUGCUGCACAAUCUGAAUUAGUAGAACAGAAACGUUCGGUAGAUAUUGAAAUAGCAGAUUCUUCUGCAAUCCAUCAUACAAUAAAACAUGAAUUUGAACAAUUACAUCCAAUCUCAACUAAAAUUUGUAACAAACAACAGCAACGGGAAGUUUUAUCGACAUUGAUUACUUCUAAUAUUGAUGAAUUAAGACAAGUAGCUGAUAAAAACGAUACUCAAACAAUCGAACAGCAAUCGAUCGAUAAAGAGCUGAUCCAACCGUCUUCACUAUCAUCUACGACGGCUACUACAACAUCUACUCAUACUAAAGUAAUUUCUCAAUCAGCAGCAGAAGAAGAAGAACUAGAAGACAAUGAAGGAUUUCAAGUUGUUCAUCAUCACAAACAUAUUACAUCAGCGCCUCGAUCCCAGAAAACUCAACAAUCAUCAUCGACAACAAAUACUAUUUAUGGACAAAAUAUUAGUCCUGAUAUUGAUCUUAAACCUGUAGUUAUUCAUGGACGUCAUGAUUCAGCAUCUCGAUCCAUUUCUCGUACACCUAGCAUCAACAAAACACCUUCAACUUCAACAAGUCAAUCUUCUAAAUCCAACGAUAAAGUCCUGGCGUCAAUUGUAACAGACAAUGAAGUUGUUAUUUCAAGACAUCCGGAAGAAAUAGUAACAGAAGUAGAAGCCAGUCAUGAACAACAGUCGUCAUCCACAGGUUUAUCCGAAAUUAUGAAAGACGUUUUAUCGCCACUCGCUCAAACCAGAACAAGUCCUCCGUCUAAUAUAGUUGACAAUGCAGCAUGGUUUGAAACUAAUGAUACACCUACUUCGACAAGUACUGUACUCACAUCGGAACCUACUCACGAAGCAACUCAUUCUGUUAAUAUCACUUCCUCGGUCGAAGAACAACUUCUUCAUCAAUGUAUCUCAACCACUGAUUCCACCAUUAUCAGACCGGAAGAAAUAAAACCAAACGAAGACUACCAUGAACAACAACUAUCAUCAACAGGAUUGUUUGAUACAAAGAAAAGUAUUUUGCCAUCAACACUUCUGUCAAAUGCAUCUAAUGAAACGAGUUUAGAAAUUAUUCAAUCAGUGGUAAAAGCUCAACAACAAGAACACACUGCUGAACAAUUCUUUGAUGCAACCGAUUCAUCCAGUAUUUUUGCCAAACCAAUAUCUUUUCUAGAUUAUACAUUGCCCAAUGAUCAAAGUAUUUUGCCAGUAUCUAGCGAUUCAACUACUAGUUUUGGUCAUCGAUCAAAGGACACGGCGAUUGAUGAACCGAUAGAGACCGAAGAAAAACAUCAUGGUGUAUUCGAUCUUGUUGUUCGAGCUAUAUCAAAUGUCAAAGAAACAUUAUCUAAUCUCAGUUCUUCUGAUGCAAAACAUGCCUUACUAGAAUCUCCAUCAAACUUGUCUGAUCAGCCCCAGGAUAGUACGCAACAACCUGAUUAUGCACAUAAUAAUAAAGAAAAACAAACGUUUAUUGGAACCAUCAAGGAAGUUGCUGAAAAUGUGCUCGAAAAGAUUGUACCUACACAAGAACAAUUAACUCAAAUCAUAGAACAGUCCGAAAUUUCAAAUUAUCCUUCGCUUUUAAAUCAAUAUCAAGCCACCGAUAAUAACUCUGAUCGUCUUUCUUCUAUUCAUCAAACAUUAACCGAUGAUCAUAUCCAUAAAAAUAAAUUUGUAAACAAACCUUCAUAUCAAAAACUUCAAGUUUUCUAUGACGACUAUCCAUGGUAUUCAAAUACUUAUACAAUUGCCGAUGCCGAAACAAAGAUCGCCCGAUUAUAUAAACAAUUAAAUGUUGUCACUGACGAGAAUCGGUCAUCAACAGUAGUUGACCUUCAUGAAACACCCUCUACUCACGACCAUGAAUUAGAAAAUGAAAAAGAUGAGGAUGACGACGAGGAAGGCUUUCAUACUGUGCAUCGUCGCAAACGCAUACCUUCAUCAACAACACAUGCCAAGACCCUACCAUCAACUAUCAUGACCACGAAUUCAUCAAUGAGUCCAGAUAUAGACCUUGAACCAGUUAUUCUUCAUGGGCAUCCGACUGACCCAACUAUUACUUCCCCGAUCGUUUCAGAAACUACAAAUAUCCCUAGCAAGACAAAGCACAAGAAAAAGAAAAAAGAAAAACCAGAAAUGCUUUUCUUCAAUGCUCCAGAAUUGAUAUUAACUGAUACCAGCAAGCAGAAAAGUGAUACGGCACAAUCUGAAUUAGUUGAACAAAAACGUUCGGUGAAAAUAGAAACAGCAGAUUCUUCUGAAAUUAAUCAAACAAUAAAACAUGAAUGUGAACAACUACAAUCAACCUCAACUGAAAUUUCUCACAAACAGCAACCAGAAGUUUUAUCCACAUUAGUUACUGUUAAUACUGAUAAAUUAAAACACAUAUAUGAUAAAGAGAAUAAUGUGACUUCUGACGACGUUUCGCAAUUAUCUUCAACUCCCGUUACAAUAGUUUCGGAUGAGAGAAAAGUUGUUACUCAAUCAACAGAACAACAACCGAUAGAUAAACAGUCGAUUCCAUAUUUUUCAACAGCGUCGAUCAUGCCUACCACAACAUCAACUCAUACUAAAGCAAUUUCUCAAUCAGCCGCAGUAGAAACUGAAGAAGAAGAAGACAAUGAAGGAUUUCAAGUUGUUCAUAAUCACAAACAUAUCACAUCCGCACCUCCAUCGCGAAAACCUCAACAAUCAUCAUCAACAACAAAUGUUAUUUAUGGACAAAAUAUUAGUCCUGAUAUUGAUCUUAAACCUGUAGUUAUUCAUGGACGUAAUGAUUCAGCAUCUCGAUCUAUUCCUCGCACAACUGCCAUCAACGAAACGGCUUCAACUUCGAUUAGUCAAUCUGCAAUGCCCGGUAAUAAAAUCUUAACUUCAAAUGUAACAGAAAACGAUGUUGUUAUUGCAAGAACAUCUGAUGAAAUAGUAACAGAAGUAGAAGCUGCUCAUCAAGAACAAUCAUCAUUUGCUGGUUUAUCAAUGAUUUUGAAAGACGUUUUAUCACCAGUACCUCGAAAGAAAAUAGCUCAUGCAUCUCAUGUUGAAGAACAAAGCCGCAUCAUUGAUCAAACUGUGGAAGAAAAGACUUCAUCACAUGAAUGCGAUUAUUCAACAUUGCAUGGAACUAGUAGUACUUCUACUUUGUCAAGCACUUUACUCACAUCGAAACCUACUGAAGAAGCAACUCAUUUUGUUCAUACAAGUUCAUUGAUCGAACAACAAAUUCCUUCACAUUUUAUGACCCCCAUCAAAGAUGUAAUCUCAACCACGGAAAAAAUGGCACAAAACGAAAACAACGAGCAACAAAAUGUAUUAUCAACAGGAUUGUUCGAUAAAGUGCAAAGCCUUUUACCUUCUACACUUGUGUCAAAGACGGCUCAUGAAACAAGUUCAGAAACUAUUCCAUCAGUUCUAAAUGCUCAACAACACGACGACACUGCUGUGCAAUUCAUAGAUGUACAUGAUUCAUCGAGUGUUGUGACCCAAUCAAAAUCUGUUCUAGAUGUUACAAUACCCAAUGACCAAAGUAUUUUGUUAGUAUCCAGUAUUUCAAGUUCUAAUACCGAUCAUCAAGAAGAUUCUUCAACGAAGGAUGAGCCGAAAACAACUGAAGAAAAGCAACACGGUAUAUUUGAUCUCGUGGUUCAAGCUAUAUCAAAUGUCAAAGAAACCAUAUCUAAUAUUGGUUCUUCUGCCGAUAAUCAUCAAACACUAACAGAUGAUGAUAAGCAACAAGACAAAUUUGUAAACAAACCUCCAUAUGAAAAACUUCAAGUUAUCAAUGAUGAUUAUCGAUGGUAUUCAAAUUAUUAUCCAAUCGCCGAUGCGGAAGCAAAGAUCGCCCAAUUAUAUAAACAAUUAAAUGUUGUCACUGAAGAAAAUCGAUCAUCAACAGUAGUCGACCUUCAUGAAACACUCUGUACUGAUGACCAUGAAUUACAAAACGAAAAAGAUGAGGAUGACGAUGAGGAAGGCUUUCAUACUGUGCACCGCCGCAAACGUAUACCUUCAUCAACUACACAUGCGAAGACAUUGCCUUCGACUAUUAUGACCACGAAUCCACCAAUUAGUUCAGAUAUAGACCUUGAACCAGUUAUUCUUCAUGGACAUCCAAUUGUACCAGUCGUUACUGCUCCGAUCAUGCCACAAAGUGUAGAUAUUGCUAGCAAGACAAAACACAAGAAAAAGAAGAAAGAAAAAUCAGAAUUGAUUUUUUUUGAUGCUCCUGAAUUGGUAUCAUCUGAUGCAAACGACGAGAAAGUUGACGCUGAACAAUCUCAAUUAGUAGAACAAGAAUAUCCAAAGAAAAUUGAAACAAUGAAUUCUUAUGAAAUCAAACAAACAAUAAAUAAUGAGUUUGGACAAUUACAUCCAAUAUCAACCGUACUCUCUGACGACCAAAAAACACCAGAAGUUUUAUCAACAUUGAUCAUUUCCUGCACUGAUGAAUUAAGACAAGUAGCUGAUAAAAACGAUACUCAAACAGUCGAACAGCAAUCGAUCGAUAAAGAGUUGAUCCAACCGUCUUCACCAUCAUCUACGACGGCUACUACAACAUCUACUCAUACUAAAGUAAUUUCUCAAUCAGCAGCAGAAGAAGAAGAACUAGAAGACAGUGAAGGAUUUCAAGUUGUUCAUCAUCACAAACAUAUCACAACCGCACCUCGAUCCCAAAAAACUCAACAAUCAUCAUCGACAACAAAUGUUAUUUAUGGACAAAAUAUUAGUCCUGAUAUUGAUCUUAAACCUGUAGUUAUUCAUGGACGUCAUGAUUCAGCAUCUCGAUCCAUUCCUCGUACACCUACUAUCAACGAAACAGUUUCAACUUCGACUAGUCAAUCUGCAAUGUCCGGUGAUAAAGUCUUAACUUCGCAUGUAACAGAAAACGAUGUUGUUAUUGCAAGAACAUCUGAUGAAAUAGUACCAGAAGUAGAAGCUGUUCAUCAAGAACAAUCAUCAUUUGCUGGUUUAUCAAAAAUUGUGAAAGAGGUUUUAUCGCCAAUGAUUCAAACAAAAACAACUUCUUCGUCGCAUGUUGAAGAACAAAGUCGAAUCAUUAGUCGAACUAUUGAAGAAAAAUCUCUGUCAAAUCUAGUUGACUCUGCAACAUCCUUUGGAACCAAUGAUAUUUCUACUCUGACAAGCACUUCAUCCACAUCGCAACCUAUCGAAGAAACAUCUCAUACUGUUAUGAACAUUUCAUUAAUCGAAACAGAAAUUCCUUCCGAAGUUACCGCAUCUCUCAAAGAUGUAACCCCAACGACGGAAUUGACGAUAGUCACAUCGGAAGAAAUGAAAACAAACGAAGACAAUGAACAAGAAUUAUCAUUAGCAGGAUUGCUCAAUGGAGUGAAAAAUCUGUUGUCACCGACAUUUAUAUCGAGAACAUCGAAUGAAACAUCUACAGAAAAUAUUCAGCCAAUCAUAACAUCUCAACAACAAGAAAACACAACCGAACAAUUGGUUGAUGCAAACGAUUCGUCCAGCGUUUCUACUAAACCAACAUCUGUCCUAGAUGAUACAUUACAAACUGACCAGAGUAUUUUAUCAAUAUCUAAUAUUUCAAGUGCUGAUACUGAUCAUCAACAAAAUUAUCCAACGGCCGAUAAAUCGAUAAAGACUGAAGAAAAACAACAUAGUGUACUCGAUUUUGUUGUUGAAGCCUUAUCAAAUGUCAAAGAAACAAUAUCAAGUCUUGGUACGUCUGAUGAAAAAACUGUCUUACGUGAAUCUUCAUCAAAUUUGUCUGAUAAAUCAAUAAUUAAUACUCUGGAGUCUGACGAUUUAGAUGACAAGAAAGAAAAACAAACGUUUAUUGAAAGCAUCGAAGAGAUUGUUGAUAAUACAAAUAUAACGAUUUUACCUAAACAAGAAAAAGUAACUCCGAUCAUAAAACAAUUCAUAAUUUCCCAUUAUUCUUCUGAUUCAAAUCAAUUUGAAGCCACCGAUACUGAACGUGAUCAUCAUUCUUCUACUUAUCAAACAUUAACAGAUGAUAAUAAACAACACGAUUUAUUUGCGAACAAACUUUCAUAUGACAAACUUCAAGUGAUCCAUGAUGAUUAUCCAUGGUAUUCAAGUCACUAUACAAUCGCCGAUGCAGAAGCAAGGAUUGUUCAAUUAUAUAAACGAUUAAAUCUUGUUAAUGAACAAAACCGUUCUUCAACAAAAGUUGAAUUUCAUGAAACCCUCAUUACCCACGACCAUGAAUUACAAAAAGAAAAAGAUAAAGAUGAUGAUAAUGAUGAAUCUCAUAUUGUACAACAUCCCAAACACAUACCUUCGUCAACAACACAUACAAAAACAUUAAUAACAUCAAGUACACCGACCACGGUACUACCAAUUAGUUCAGAUGUAGAUUUUGAACCAGUUAUUCUUCAUGAACAUCCAACCGCACCAGUCGUUACUUCUUCGGUCGUAUCACAAACCAUAAACAUCGCCAGUAAAACAAAACAUAAGAAAAAAAAGAAGAAAGGUAAAAAGGAAACAAUCUUAUUCGAUGUACCUGAAUCGAUAUCAUCUGAUGCAAACAAGCCGAAAAAAGAUACUUUACAAUCUGAAUUAGUAGAACAGAUGUGUCCGAAGAAAAUGGAAACAAUAGAUUCUUCUCAAAUCACUAUAAUUUCUCAUGAACAACAAAAACCAGAAGUUUUACCAACAUUGAUUAAUUCUAAUACUGAUAAGUUAAAACAAAAGGCUAAUAAAAAGAAAAAAUCAACUUCUAACGAUGUUGCGACAUUAUUACCUACUCCAGUGACAAUAGUUUCAGGAGAAGAAAAAACAAAUACUCAAACAAUCAAACAACAAGCCAUAGAUAAAAAGACAAUUUUACGAUCUUCAUCAUCAUCUACGGCAAUAAUUACACCAACUAUUCGUACUAAAGUAACUUCUCUACCACAAGAAGAAGAAGAAGAACAAGACGAUAAUGCAGGAUUUCAAUUAGUACAUUAUCACAAACGAAUACUUUCAGUAACAAAAUCUGAGAAAACUUCACCACCACCUAUAACUACUUCAAAGGAAAUUUUCAGUUCUGAUCUCAAUCUAAAAACAUCACUAAGUCAUGAACAAAAGAAUUUACCAACAUCAACAACUGAUGUCACUCAAAGCACAACAUCAAAGAAGUCGAAAAAUAAACACAAAAGACAGAAAAAAGAAAUAGUUUCUUCAUCUAACGUUGAACAACAAACAAUACAUAAAGAAACAAUUAUACAAUCUCCAAUUUUAUCAUCAUUUCUAAUUGAAGAUUCAAACGUACAAUCAAAACCAACUGUCCCAUCAAUCACGAAGGCUACAAAAGUUCUUACAAAAACUCUACCAUCUUCUGAAGAAGAAGACAAUGAAGGUUUUCAAGUUGUGCACUAUCGCAAACAUAUAACAUCAGCGAUACGAACUCGAAAAGCUCCACAAUCAUCAUCAAAAACAAAAAAUGUUUAUGAACAAAAUAUUAGUCGCCAUAUUGACCCUAAAUCCGUAGCCAUUCAGGGACGUCAUGAUUCAACAUCCCGAUCCAUCCCUCAUACAAUUGCUACUAGCAAAACUUAUUCUGACAAACAACAAAAGGACCAAACAUCCAUAAUUAAUACUCAACCUCGAUUAGCAUCAACUGAAAUGCACCUUAUUACAUCGACUAAUAUCGAUAACAGUUUCGAAAUGCCUAAAGUCAUGAAAAAAUUAGAAUCAAAACCAGAUCAAUGUCAACAACAUGUAAAAGACUCAAAAUAUGAAACAAUUUCUAGCCUAAAGCCCAAAUCAGAUCAAUCAUCUUCUGAAGAACAACCAAUCAAACUAAUUGUUAAAGAAUAUCACAUGUCAACAAAACCUGAUAUUAAAACUACAAAUGAAAAAUCAUCAACUGACAAAAUUAUUCCAUCCACAGUAUUACAUACUAGCAGUAUCAACAUUCAAAAAUCUAAAAUAAUAGAAGACGAUAAUGAUAAUGAUGGAUUUCAAAUUGUACGUCAUCACAAACAUAAAACUUCAACAAUAACGAAACAAUCCAAAUUAACUUCAACUAUUGAUCAGAAAACAACAAAUACUUAUGUUAAACAAGAUUCAUUUACAUCAACAAAUGCCAAACAAAAAUCUAAGAAAUUAAAACCAACCAAUGAACAUACUUUAUCAUCAUUAAUAAUUGAUAAUGAUUUUUCUCCAUUAGCUAUCGAAGAAACUCAAGAUCAAACAACAAACGAAAAUAUACGACAAACUCCUGAAUUAAAAAUUAGAGUUUCAAAGAAUUUUUUUUCUAAUUCAAAUGAAACAAUAUCAAACACUAAAACAUACGAAACUAAAACUUCACAAAUAAAUGAACACAUACAUUCAAUAGAUAAUACUCAAAAUCAAUUGCAAUCAAGAAUAUCAAAUCAAGAAUUAUCUAUAUCAUCGAAUAAACUUCCUCAUAAAGUUAAUGAUCGUUUAAAAACUGAAUCAAUUAAAUCUAUUGGACUUUCUCAAACUUCAUCUACUGAUAUGCUUUCAACACCAACUACAAAUAUAAACAAUGAACAAAAUAAAACAAUAUCAAAUGAAAAAGUUUUAAAACGAAAAAAGAAGAAAUUACAUACUGAAACAAAAAUAGAUGAUAAAAGUUUAUUAACUUCUUCAACAAGUACAAUUCUUACAACACAUAAAAAUAUAGAAUCCGAUAAUGAUAAACAAAAAUCUAAAACAACAGUUACUCCAUCUAUUACUUCACUUCCUGAUGAUACAUCAGAAAUCUUAUCCAUAAAAGAGCAUAAAUCACAAGAAAUAAAAACAAAUAUACCAGAAACUAUUUCUUUAACGUCAUCAAAAAUUGAAACAACAGAAUUUUUAACUUCUCCUACAUCAAAAUCAAUUCAUCUUAUUCAAGAUCAAGUAUCUUAUGAAGAAACACCUAGCAAAUUAGAUUUAUUUUUACCUGAAUAUAUGCGUCAACAAAUUGAGACAUAUCCAGAAAGUUCAUCAUCAAUAGUUAAUUCUGAUUUUACUUCAAAUACAACAUCAUUUGAUAUUAUUCAAAACAAACAACAACAAUCUAAAAUGUUUAAAAAAAAUCUUGAAACAAAAAUUUUAUUAACAAACAAAUUCGAUAAUACGAACAAACAACAUAAAUCACAAAGAAAUUUAAGUGAUAGUGAAAAUAUGAACGAUGAUGAUGAAUUUAUUAUUCAAACUUUUCAUUCUAAUCUACCAAAUGCAUCACAAGAAAAAUCAACUAAUAUUUCUAUUGAACAAAAUAUUGAUAAUAUUCUUUCACGUGGUUUUCAUCAUUGGUUAGAAGAAAGUCAAGCAUUAUCACAACAACAAGAUACUUCAUCAUCUGUUUGUAGUUUAACACAUGCUAUGCAAAGUAUUAUUAUUCAACCUAUAGAAAGUGAUGAUGAUGACAGUUCAUAUAUUGAAUCUCAAACUAUUGAACCUACUUAUAUAAUUGGUGUUCGUCCUGAAAAAAGAAUUCAUAUUCAUAAUGCAUAUUCAAUUAAUCAUCCUGAAUCUAUUUCAUCAUCUUCAUACUUUAUAACUCAAUCAAAUAAUAAGACAUUUGAAGAUGAUUCAAGAAAAUAUAAUUCAGAUAAUGAAGAAGAUUCAAUGAAUGAUACAUCAAAAAAACAACAUUCUAAUCAAACUGAUACAAAAUCAUUAACAAAAGAAAAGCAACAAUCAAAUUCUAUUAAUGAUAAUCAUCUACAAAUAAGUUUUACUAUUGAUGAUGUACAACGAUGUUUAGGUGAAGAUUUUUAUCAUCAAAUGGAUAAUAAUAAUAAUAAUAAUAAUAAUAUUAGUAAUAACAAUAAUCAUUCAAUUAAUUAUGAUGAUUGGGCAUAUUUUCUUGAACAUAAAAAUUCUUAUCAUAUUGGAUAUGAUUUAUCAACAUCAUUAGAAUGUUUCUAUGCUCAAACGUGUGAGGAUGAUACUUUUCUUUCUAAUACAAUACCUAUUCAUUAUUCAAUUCAACGUGAAAAACAACGUUAUGGAGAUUUUUUAACAUUAAAUAAUGAUAAGAUUACACCUCAAUCAAUGAUUAAAUUGUCUUCAUAUAGUUCUAAACCGUCGGAAUCUUUUCAAAGAUGGAAAAAACAUAAAUCAAUUUCAAAUCAAUAUCAAAAUGAUGAUGAGAUAUUUAUAUCACAUUCGACUAAUGGUCUUUGUCGACAAGUGACACCGUAA
This is a messenger RNA of Rotaria sp. Silwood2, 27897 nucleotides long. The record is from the annotation of a GenBank genome assembly. NCBI's taxonomy places the organism in Eukaryota, Metazoa, Rotifera, Eurotatoria, Philodinida, Philodinidae.